AUUUGCCGACACAAGUGUUUAGGUUGGAUAGUAUGUAAUCUUGCAUCAUGCAGAGGAAUCUUGAGCACUUUAAACAGUAAUGACAGCAUGUACUCAUUUGCUCCGCCCAAUAAACAACACACUUUUUGGCGCUCCACCUUCUAGUAGUAAAAGAGUAAACAUACUGUCCUAACACACUGUGAGCUUAACAGAUAAAAUAUACCGGUUUCUCUUUGCUGAACUGAAAAUAAUCUGCAUGAAGAGUCCACGGGAAAAGGCGGAUUUUGUUUUUCACAACAGUUAUUCAAAGCAGCAAUGCAUUGAUAAUUGCAAAAAAUGAGAAGAGACGAAUUGAAAGCUGUUUUCAUACUGUGCCUUGCAUUCGUCACUAUAGGAGGACAACGUUUUGAAAGUAAAGUGGCCCAGUUACUACAAGACGACACAGAAGAUCUGAAAUGUUUUGUGGAGGGAAAGAAGGACCUCACAUGCUUCUGGGAAGAAGAGGAAGAGAGGAAUGGGUCACAUGAUCAGUAUACAUUUGUGUAUUCAUAUGAGAAUGAGAACAGAAGGACGUGUGCCAUUUCAUCGUUGUCUUUACUAGCCACUAACAGAACCAUCUUAUUCUGCAAACUGCCCCAAACUUUGUUCUUCACGGCCCUCAGCUUGCAGAUUUUUCGUGAUGGCCGGAUGCUCUACAAUCGCAGCCUCAAUGUGGAGAAUGUCUUAUUUGUAGAUCCUCCCAGAAAUCUCACAGUUGUGAGCUCAAGGAAGGAAGGGCAGUUAAAUGUGAGCUGGCUGCCUCCACCUCUCAAAUAUAUGGAAGACAGUUUGAUAUAUGAGGUCAGAUAUGCAGUGGAGGGAAGUCACAUGGGCAAGGUGGAGGUGAUAAAGGCCAACACGAUGCUGAUCUUAAGAGGGUUGCAGGCGGGAACCCGAUACAAGGUGUGGGUCCGUGUCAAGCCUGACGGUGUCUCCUAUAAAGGCUUCUGGAGUGCUUGGACUGAACCUGCAUUUGGAAGCACACCGCCAACCGACAUGGAUCCUCUGAUUGUAUUAUUGGUUCUGUUCAUUGGUUUGAUUAUCUCGUUACUGUUUCUGACUGUGAUGCUGUCCCACCACAAGUUUCUUCUAAAGAAACUGUGGCCUGACAUUCCAACACCAGAGCACAAGUUUCCAGGACUCUUCACUGUCUACAAAGGGGAUUUUAAGGAAUGGAUGAGUCAAAGUAAUGGCAGUAUGUGGGGAAGACCAGUCCAUGUCUUCCCUGAAGAGCUUCCAUCGCCUCUAGAAGUUCUCUCAGAGGUUUCUCUAACCACACCACUGUCCAGCCACACAACUUCCCCAAGACAAGACAGGAAAACAAUGGAGGAAGAGGAGAAAAUGGAAAGCGAGGUUACAGACUCUGGUUUAACAGACAGAUGGCGAGAGCCUCCUCACGCCCAUUGGCUUAUGGAACAGUUGAGGGCCCUUCAAGAAAACCCAGAAUCUCUCUCCCAGCCAAUGUUACUGGAGUCACACGACACAUACGUUACUCUAAAUCACAACUCCCAGUGUGCCCAAGGAGAAGAUGAAGGUCAGGAGGAUAAUAUCUUCGAUGAGUCAUUACCCCUGCAGACUCUCUUCACCAAUACAGGAAAGUCGUCUUUGAGUGCCUCACAUUCUGAUCUCGGAUCCCUCCAACAGAGCUCCGGCUCGGGCAGACUGUCGUCACAAUCUAGCUUUGAGCAUCCAAACCACACGUGGCCGCCCAAAGGGCCGGGCUACGCCUACAUGGCCGUAGCAGACUCAGGAGUGUCUAUGGACUACAGCCCGAUGAGCUCGAACAGGAUAGCGGAUCUUGGGAAACGGGUGAUUUACACCAAUGAAUACAAAAAUGAUAUUUUUGGCCACAAGUGGCCACUCUCCGGUCAUUGCAUUGAAUCUGGAUACUGAUCUGAAGAUUUUUAGGAAAAUAUGGAUAAAUUAUAUGUGUAAUAAAACCUUUUAUGGUGUACGAGAGAUUGACAGAGCAAUGAAUCACAAGGAGAAUCCAAAUCAAGAUCAGGAUCUUGUAGAUUUCUGUUUGAGAUACAGCGUUUAAGGAACAUACAGCACUAGGAUCUUUCAUCAGACAAAGCAUCUUCCAUCAGAUAAAAUAAGCUAAUUCUGUUGUUUUCACAGUAACACUAAGGCCGCGUCAAAACUAAUCUGUUUCUGUUUGAAAAUGCAUUUAUUUUGCUACGUUUACGCCUCUCAUCCACACUAGAAUGCAGUUUUCCUCCUUUUGAAAAUGCUCUCCAUAAAUGCAUACUAGGCAAAACAUGACAUUAGGAAAUUUUAAUGGAUUAACAAGUUGUAGAUUGUAAAUGCAUUCAUUUUGCUACAUUUACGUCUCUCAUCCAUAUUAGAAUGACAUUUGUCUCCACUGAAAAUGGAGCAUUUUGAAAAUGUUCUCCAUUACCACAUUGUGAUAGAGAUCAAGGCAGUUGCAAGGAGAAUCACACCAGAUGGAAAGAAUGCAUUUUAAAGAAAGAUGUUUAUUUUGUAGGAGGUGCAAAAAUGUGUUUAUGAGCAAAUAAAAUCAAAUUCAGUUAAAAACGGUCUAAAAGCUAGACAUAUUUCUGGUACUAGAGCACCCACUCCCCUCCCUAAGCAAUGGAGGCUGGAGUUUUCUUCGCGCUCGAGCAGCGCUAGUCUCAGAUGGCAUGCACACAGUCCGUGCAUUAAACGCCUGAUGCUUAUAGCACUCAAAACAGGAAAAUGCUUUCUCGAUCAAUCAGUGCAAAUCUGAUUGGCUGGUUUGAUGGAACUUCCGUGAGUAGAUGCACACAGGAUGUUUCAUCAGUAUGGCUGGAAGCCGCGUUAUGUUCACAAGGUUCUGCGUUGAUACAAUGAGUGCUUUUGAGGACGAAAUAUUCACAGAAUUUGCCCGAGUUUGCCAGAUUAGUGACAUCAGAUCUUUUAAAUAUACAGUACUAUGCAAAAGUCUUAGGCAGAUAAGAUGUUUAACAAAAACAUUUGUCUUAUGAUGGUUAUUUAUACAUUUUAGUCUCCCAAACAUUUGGAACUUCUGCAAAUAGAAUAGGAUAGAAGAACAGGGAGCCCUGCAACAGGUGGCAUGGCCCCACAGAGACCUGGGAUUACAUGAAGAGACAGAAGCAAUUGAGACAGCUGAAAUAGAUAGAAGAACUGUGGAGAAUUCUCCAAGAAGCUUGGGACAUCCUAUCUGCCAACAACCAAGAAAAACUGUGUCCAGGUGUACAUAGGAAAAUUGGUGCUGUUUUGAAGGCAAAGGUGGUCACACCGAAUAUUGAUUUAGCUUUUACUAGACUUUGGAUGACGUUAAUUGAAAAAUGAAAACUAAUUAUGGCACUAUUUUUGAAGAAAUCCUCACUAUGCAACAUUUUUCACAAGUGCCUAAAACUUUUGCACAGUACUGUUUAAUUUGUUUCGUUUGAGGCACUUAGCAGAAAGUGAAGUGGAUAUCCACAAGCAGAGCUGCAUUUUCUGCUUUGUUUAUUUGAUUAUGUCCAUGAAAUUCUCUGUAAUGAGGCUUUCUAAGUGUGGUACUUAGACUUUUAACACAUUUUUUACACAUUCACAUUUUCUCCCAUGCGUUUUCUCUGCAAUCACUCGUGGAAAAUUGCACACCAUUAUACAGAUAAUUUUUCCCCCAUGUCGGUCUUUUAUUAUGGUAUGAUAUAUCUCUGAUAACCUCACCCCUAAACACCCCGUAAUGACAAAACCGACUGUUAUUGGUCGCUUUACGUGUAAGUUAGAUGGCUUUUCCUGUCUAAAUGGGCAGUUCUUGGCCAGCUGAAGCGGCUAUAGACCUCAGAUCUAUGCCACAGUCAUAGGUCUGGCUGAGUGCUGUAGUAGUGUCUGAAGAGGUGGGCAUACUGUGAAUUUAUGAAAGAUUGAAAAAGUUCUGGGUGAAAAGACUACUCAUUGUUCUGGCGGUCAUAUGUAUUAUCAAUUAUUUCAGGUGGGCAUACGCAAAAUCCUAAGAAAGAUAGGUGGGCAUAUGGCAUAUGCCCUAGACUACACUAGUCUGGCUAACAACCUUGUCCAUGUGCUCCAAACACUCGCCGUCCAUCUUUGUUUUACUCCGUCUAGUGGCGGCUGGCUUAAGUACAGUAUUUUCCUGCCAUUUCUAAUUGGACCAAACCAUUGUUUAAAUUAAAUGAAUCCUCACCUCCCCAUUCUAAAAACCGACUCACAGGCUCUCCAUCACAUACUGACAAAGGACAAAGGAAUUGACAAAGGAGAUUUCAAACUUAAAUGGAUCUGUAUGUUUUUAUUUGAAGACGCAUUAAAUUAGCUGUUUACACCUCUCAUCCAGUAGUGUUGUCUAGGGCAUAUGCCGUAUGCCCACCUAUCUUUCUUAGGAUUUUGUGUAUGCCCACCUGAGUGAUGAUAUGUAUGGCCACCAGAACAAUGAGUUGUCUUUUGACCCCAAACUUUUUCAAUCUAUUGUGUAUGCGUGUGUGCGUGGACAUUUCCAGCGUCUGAUGCACAAGCAUAUUCAACAUCAAGUUACCAUACCAUGGUUCUUAGUAGUGUACUGUACACCAUGCCAGCAAGAAACUUACCCUGAUAUACAUUUUGUAAGUUUAUGUGGGACUAAUUACUAAUAAUAGAAUUAAUAGAAAAAUUAAAUAGAUGAAAUAGAAUUAAUAGAAAAAAAUUCUUACACAUUUUACAUAUGUAAUUUAUAUAAAUGUAAAUGAAUUUUAGAGAUCGGGUGCAUUUUGUUUUGUUUUUGGGGGGGUCUUGAAAACGGAUUAGUGGCCUAAAGUGUUACAUCUAACAUAAAAGCAUUAAUAUGGCAGCUGAUAAUAAAAAAUUAAAAAAUGUGUAAAGCGUAUCAUGUUAUACUGCCAAGUACCAGCGUACCUGUUUAUAUUUAUAUAAUUAUAAAUCAUAAAUUAAAUGUCAGUUCAUGCUCUUCGGUUUUGGGUUUCCAAGCCAAAAUCUGUGUUGUAAAAAUGUACAUAGCUGUUUUAAUGUAAAUAACUGUUUUUUAUUUUUAUUUUUUAUCAGUUUUUGGGGUUUAUCUUAAUGCAUAUUUUUUAGAGGUUAGAGGAAGUCAAUCUAAACAACAAUUAUUUGAGUUGUAUGAAGUAUAAAAUCCAUUUUCAUUUCUACUUUCUAUGCUCGUGUGCAGAAUGUGAAAAUGCUGGUGCAUUCUGGGAAUGCAUUUGUGAUUGGUAUGGAACAGUCCAUUUCUCAGAGCCUAAAGGUUUGCAAUACACUCAAAUUACUGUAUAGAAACAUGCAUAAUCAGUGUUUAUUUUAUUAUUGCAGUUUGGUUUGUCAAAAUUUUUCUCUAGCAGGGUCAGAAAUGAAUGGGGGUUUAGGGCAAACAUGCCACUGAAAUUCUAAAAUGAUUCCCUCUUUUUGAUAUUCUCUUUUUUAUCUUGAUAUAUUGCCUUAUAUUUUAUUUUAAGCCUAAUACAUAUUAUCACAAAAUAUAAGCUGAUGCAGAUUUGAAUUUUUGGGUAUCAGCCUUAAUGAAGCAAUUAGCAAUUUGUUUGUAAAGUAUUUAAAGGUUUUUAACUUUAAAAGACAAGUAUUUAUUUAUUUUUUUUUAAGCCCUCAUAAAGGUACAAAAAUGCCCCUACAAAUCCCUGGGGCAAAUACUGCCCUUAAAUAAAGCAUUAAUUUCUGUAUAUUUUUUCUGUAGUACCUAAUUCAUAUGCAUGAAUCAACCAUGAUGAAUCUGUGAACUUCAAUCUAAAUUUUGAAAAUGUCACCUAAAAAUGAAACCCUUUUGAACUGGUAAUAUCAUCUUAUCAAAUAUCAAAGGAAUUAAAAAGCAAAAAUCUGGUUUCCAGUCAUGCACUUACAAUGGAAGUGAAUGGGGGGGGCCAAUCAGUAAACGUUAAAAUCCUCACGGUUUCAAAAGUAUAGACACAAGACAUAAACAAUAUGCAUGUUAACAUGAUUUUAGUGUGAUAAAAUCGCUUACUAACCUUUUCUCUGUAAAGUUAUAGCCAAUUUUACAACUUCGUCGCCAUGACGAUGUAACGUCAACAAACCCCAAAACAACUGUAGAAAAUUAUGAUUUAAACAACUUUACAGCUCAAAUAAGACACGAGUUUUAACAUAAAAAUAUAUGUAAGUGCUUUUAUAAAAUUAUAAACUUCACAUUUCUGCCUUUUAGACCCUCCAAAAAUUGGCCCCAUUCACUUCCAUUGUAAGUGUCCCACUGUAACUUCGAUAUUUGGAUGGACGAAUCGAAAUUAAUUUUUGUGGUAAUCAAUAUUAUGCCACAAAUGCCGUCGAUUGAGCUUAACUUGUAUUGAACCCGGAACAUUCCUUUAACAUGGAAACUGCGUAGAUAAAUAGCAAAAAAAAUGGUAAAUGUUGUUUCUGACACACAGAUUGUAAUGUAUAUUCAUUUUAUUUUUAUAGGUCAGAUUUUUUCUGAGUAUUCUUUUUGUAUCUAUAACACUCCUAAUAUUCUUCUAGAUGUAUUUUUUUUUAAUCAAAACAAUUUCAUUUCAGUCUAACAAUUUUUCAGUAUUGUUGCACUAUUUUCUUUUCUUUGUCUAAAUGCAUGUUAAUAAUUUUAAAUUGAGUGCUUAGCCGAAUUUCUGACUAUUAAUUUGUACUAUAAAGAAAAACGUGUGCCACUUUUUCAAAGGGUCUUUUUCCACCAGUAUGUAACUGGUUCUAAGGUAAAAUAAUUGUAUGUAUAUUUGUCAAAAUGCUCCAAAAAUGACUUAACAGUAGCUAGUAAGAAACUUGCAAUGGGAAACUUCCAUUGUAAAAAGAAAAUAUAUAUAUAUACCUAAAAGUACUAUUGAGUACCAGCUCUGUUGUUUUAAUAUUUAUUUAAACAUUUCAGACUAUUUAACUUUUUUCAGGCAUUUAAAUGUUAGACUGAAAUGCUGCUUUUUGAAUUAAUAUUAAAAAAUGAGCAAACACGGCACCUUAUUCUAUCCUGUCUACAAUAUAGAUUGUGUACUAUGCAUCUGCCUGCAACCAUACAGAUGUGUGUGGUGUGUUUAGUUGUUUAACAAUGAAAUGCUGACAUUUGUAUAUCAUACUUUACAAAUCUGUAAUGUUUUAAACAUUAAAUUGUAUUUCUUACAAAGUAAAUACUGUCAU
Molecule: messenger RNA, 7074 nt
Organism: Myxocyprinus asiaticus (Chinese sucker)
Lineage: Eukaryota; Metazoa; Chordata; Actinopteri; Cypriniformes; Catostomidae
Gene: epor
Product: erythropoietin receptor
Exons: 8
Coding region: 316-1911 (531 amino acids)
Biological process (GO): cytokine-mediated signaling pathway; positive regulation of cell population proliferation; hemopoiesis
Cellular component (GO): membrane; external side of plasma membrane
Molecular function (GO): protein binding; cytokine receptor activity
Source: RefSeq, a predicted model, not a curated record